Messenger RNA from Chrysemys picta bellii (western painted turtle), 3309 nucleotides. It is a transcript of the gene ATOH8, whose product is annotated as atonal bHLH transcription factor 8. Gene Ontology annotation, biological process: positive regulation of transcription by RNA polymerase II; axon development; sensory organ development. Lineage: Eukaryota; Metazoa; Chordata; Testudines; Emydidae. The record is from RefSeq and is a predicted model, not a curated record. Gene Ontology annotation, cellular component: nucleus. Gene Ontology annotation, molecular function: protein dimerization activity; E-box binding; DNA-binding transcription factor activity, RNA polymerase II-specific.
UAAAGCUCAUCUGUGGGGUUGCAAGGCUGGAAAGUCUCUUGGCCGUGCGAGGCAGUCAGCUUGUCACAGGCGGCGCGCUGACUGAUCUCUCUCACAGGGGCUUCUGUGUAAACUGAGGCUAAACAAACACAGAUGGAGCGCAGCGUGCACUCCCCAGACAGGCGGCCAAUGCGGCAGGGACUUCAGCUGACAUUCUGACUGCUCCAGGGGAGAGCCCCCCGCCGCCCUGCCUGUGCCGAGCCGCGUGGUAGCCCAGCUGCGGCAGCCGAGCAGGAGGGGGAGGGAGGGUGUAUGUCUGCAGGGGGGGAGCCAGCGACCUGCGAGAGAGCGCGGCCGGCCCGGCACUCACUGACAGGCGCCCGACAUGAGAAACAUGCAGCUCCUGGACGAGGAGCCGUGGCAAAGCCUGUGCGUGAAGGAGCUCGGCGGCCUCAAGAAGCUGAAGCGGAAGCACAAAGAGCCGCCCGCGAACGGCUACAAAAGUUUCAAAGUGGCGCUGAAAGUCAGCGAGCGCGCGGCCGGCGGGAGGCAGCUGGAGAGACCCGCGAGCCUGGUGCCCGAGAGCGGGGCGGCGGGCAGCUCGCAGGGGGCGGCGGCCCCGCCGCUCCUGGGCGGCAGAGAGGCGGGCAGCGCCGCCGGGGCGCUGGACAUGCGGAAAGGCGCUUUCCCGGCGGCAGGACUCGCCUCCCAGCCCCCGCGCAAAGAGCCCGGCUUGCCCCCGGCCGCUUUGAACGGGCUCCAGCCGUGCCCGGGGGAGCAGAGCCUCCCGUCCAGGCUCGUCUUGUGUCCGCCGCCGCCGCAGCGCCCUUUGGAAAGUGCCUACGCCUCGGUCGCACAUGGCGCUUACAACAGCACGCCCGAGUCCGCCGCAUCGCCUAGGAAACGGCUGGGGGAACCGGCAGGCGUCUCCUCGGAGAUCAAAGCCAUCCAGCAGACCCGGCGGCUGCUGGCGAACGCCCGGGAGAGGACCCGCGUGCAUACCAUCAGCGCAGCCUUCGAGGCGCUGCGAAAACAGGUUCCCUGCUAUUCUUAUGGUCAAAAGUUGUCCAAACUGGCCAUUUUGAGAAUAGCCUGUAACUAUAUCCUUUCCCUGGCCAGACUAGCUGACAUGGAUUACAGCGCUGACCACAGUAACAUGAGCUUCUCAGAAUGCGUGGAGCAGUGCACUAGGACCUUGCAGGCAGAAGGGAGAUCUAAAAAAAGGAAGAAUCCAGCUCUAAUACAGGCAAUUCUGUUCCAAUUUGUAGGCAGCGUUUUCUGCAGCCUCCCUACCCCCACUCCUGGGACGAACGAGUGGUGAUUUUCUAACAUAAAAGGAAUAGGUAGCGCAAGGCACCAGUCGUAUGGCGCUGAAACAUUUUGCUUAGAGAUGAAUUGUUCUCAGAUACUGUGAUGUGAUGCAUUAGCACUAUUAUGGAGACACAGCCCCAACGUAAAGCCACGGCUCCUUCCCUUGAAGAUCUAUCACACUCAUUUUAGAGAUUUAUGAAGAUGAUUGCUAUUCUGAUAGUAAACACAGGCAUUGAUGAUUGUAACACGUAUCAGUGGUCACAUUGCUAAAUACCAGGUGCAGUGAAGUCUUGAUCAUCUGAACUCCAUUUCUUCAGUGGAGGUUCAUGAUGCCUGGGGGUUUCUGGUAAGUAAGGUUCAGGCUCCCAUUUUCCCUUGUUUGAGUAAAGCGGAGGUUGCUCUUUAAAAAUAGCCACUCUGCUUCCCUGAGGUCGGCAGCUUAGCAUGACUAAAAGAGGAAUUGUCCACUUUGGCAUGGGGAACCUCUCCUAGCUGUCUACAGCUGGGAAAGUAGCACAAGCUGCCUUUGAAGGCUGUAGAGAAACCCUGAGCUGGCUCUCCUCACCAUCCCAAUCCCACACGAUUCAAAAUUUUCAGCCAUCCCAAGACACCCCAGGACAGCCUGGGCUCCACUGUCUAAAAUGUUACACCUUCAUCUGCUGGGCAGCACACCCAGGAACAAAACCACAUCAACUCUGGGACAAAAUAGCCAUCUGAAUUAGGUAGACAGACCAGGCAGCUACAUACAAUGAUGUGCCCCUCCCCCCCCCGCGCAACUAGCCACCAGCAGCCCCUUCCAUGGCAAUCAUGCAUUUUUGAUAAACCUACGAUUUGGAGCAGUACAGGUGCCAAAGGGGAUUAUGCUAAAGAGCAGCCACUCCAGCCCAUGCUAUUGCUGCAAGCUAGCGUUAACUUAAAAUGCUUCAGCAGUUCUUCUGUCUUGAACUGGUCUAGCACCUGGAUGCCGUAAGUGAUCCUAGUUGCCAUCAUUGAUCUUGCUGUCUGUAGAAGAGGGGCAGUAAGGGCGUGGAGUCCAAGUAAGUUCUUUAGCCCUUCUGCCCUUUGCGGGCAGUGGAUUCUCAGGGCUCCAGCAUAUCUCUAUGGAUUCCAUUGCUGCACUCCUCACAUUUGCACUGGCCCAGUGGGGUUUCAAGAUCACAUCCCUUCUGCUCCAUCAACAACUCAAGAUGCAAUGAUGUUGAGCAGAAGGCUAGCACUGGAGUCUUUCCGCUGCAUAAAAGACAGGAUGUGGAGAGCCAGCACACAUACCCCAAGUGCCAAUAAGCACAGCUUCUCAGGCUGUCCCUAUGCCCAGUGGAGGAUAGACAAGAGCAAGGCUGGUGAUCUAUGUAGAUCUAUCAAAGAACCACAAUAUCCCUGCUUAAGAGGGAAUACAGCAGCUGCAUGGUCUCCUGUAACUUUAGGUUCCACAGCUGGGUGUUGAGGAUUCUCCCCUGACCUCUCCACGUAUCUCCUUCACACACGUCCCUUUUACAUAGACUGUGCUCUGGGUCUAGGAUUUGGCCCUCAUUUAUGCGGAAGUUAAUGAACACAAACCAACCAGAUUCCACAGGCAUCUUGGUCUAUUGAAACCACUUCAUUUGAAAUGCUUCCCAACAAUGCCCGUUUGCUAAGAUCAUUAGUCAAAUUGUCAAGUUCAAGAAUUAGGGGAUGUCCAUGUGAGGUUUUUUAUUAGUAUUAUUAAUUAAAUCAGCCUUAGAACUUUCUGACUACUGUGAGAAGAGAGGGAGGGCUGGGAAACAAAUGAGCCUGAUUCUGAUCUUACUUAGACGAAGGAGUAGCUACACUGAAUCAGUGGAAUGCCAGUGUAACCUACAAAGCUCCUACAACAUCAAAUCACAUAGGAUGCCUUCCUUUUGCAUUCGCAAUGUCAUUUAUCUGCCCUUGGCUAAUCCAUUCAUUUGCACAUAAAUAUCGCUGGCCUCCGUGCCUCUCAGCAAAGAUUUCAUAGCAAAGACCUGCAGGGAGAUCUCCUAUUACUAAAGCAGCAUUGCACAA